AUGCGUCACACAUUUGACGAGUUGGGACUGCUGGAGGACAACAUCAUCACUUUUGUGAAGAACGAGCUGAAGAAGAUCCAGAAGGUUCUGAGUCUAGAUUACAAAGACAGUGAGAUGGAGGAUGAAACAGUAUUGCAUUGUGAAAAUGAAGAGCAGUGGAGGAGCAGCAGAGAGGCAGUUCUGAAAAUCACAGUAAACUUCCUAAGAAGAAUGAAGCAGGAGGAGCUGGUUGACCGUGUGCAGAGCAGAACUCCCAGCAGAGUUCGUCAGCAAAACCUUAAAUAUAAGCUGAAGAAGAAGUUCCAGCGUGUGUUUGAGGGAAUUGCUGAAGCAGGAAACACAACCCUUCUGAAUCAGAUCUACACAGAGCUCUACAUCACAGAGGGAGGGACUGAAGAGGUCAAUGAUGAACAUGAGGUCAGACAGAUUGAAACAGUAUCCAGGAAACCAGACAGACCAGAAAUAACAAUCAGACAAGAGGACAUCUUUAAAGCCUCACCAGGAAGAGAUGAACCAAUCAGAACAGUCCUGACAAAGGGAGUGGCUGGCAUUGGGAAAACAGUCUUAACAGAGAAAUACACCCUCGACUGGGCUGAAGACAAAGCCAACCAGGACGUCCAGUUCAUAUUUCCAUUCACUUUCAGAGAGCUGAAUGUGCUGAAAGAGGAAAAGUUCAGCUUGGUGGAACUUGUUCAUCACUUCUGUUAAAAGUCCGCUUGUUCACUUUAACUGUUUAGACUACGUUACCCAUGAUGCACCUCGGUAUCUGUACUUCCGGUUGGGAACGUGUUCAGCGCAGUUCUGCACAGAUGAGAGGUGUGUCGGAGGAGUCGGAGGAUUAACGUUUUUCCUUGCAUUCCUGUGUGUGUUGACCCUGUGUGCGUGCUUAUCAUAUGACCACACACACUCAUAUACACUAUCACACUCCCUUUACCUGCAUGUGAAUGCUGUAAUGCAAUCGCCUCCCCACCAAAGCUGUGCACCCUGUUGAUGUCAUCUGCC
This is a messenger RNA of Pelmatolapia mariae (spotted tilapia), 1002 nucleotides long. Its product is annotated as NACHT, LRR and PYD domains-containing protein 3-like. Lineage: Eukaryota; Metazoa; Chordata; Actinopteri; Cichliformes; Cichlidae. The transcript has 4 exons. The coding region runs from base 1 to 708 and encodes 235 amino acids. The record is from RefSeq and is a predicted model, not a curated record. Gene Ontology annotation, biological process: intracellular signal transduction.